CGCGCGAUUUAAGGCAUAGGUGUCGCCGAGCCCGGAGGCUGCGAGUAACCUGGAGUGAGGGGGAGAGUACCGAGCAACGCGGCGGGGGGUGCAGGAAGAGGGCAGGCUAGGCGGGAAGGUGGGCUCCGGACUCCAGGAGCGGGGGGACCCAGGCGCCACCGCCGCCACUAGCGGGGAGCAGCGGGAGGAGGGGGCCGCAGUCGGAAGAGAGGAUCCCACCAUGCCCAAAGUCUUUUUGGUGAAGAGGAGGAGCCCGGGAGUCUCUGUCCGCAGCUGGGAUGAGCUCCCGGAUGACAAAAGGGCAGACACUUACAUCCCAGUGAGCCUGGGCUGUCUGCUCCGCGACCCGCCCGAAGACUGCCGCAGCGACGGCGGCAGUAGCAGCGGCUGCAGCAGCAGCGCCGGGGAGCCCGGAGGGGCCGAAAGCAGCUCGUCCCCGCGCGCGCCGGAGCCUGAAACUCCAGAGCUUCACGACGCCCAAGGCACCGAUGGACAUCUGGCAGCGAUGCAGCGCCCGGUUGCCAGGUCAAAAAUCAAGUUUACCACCGGCACAUGCGACAACUCUGUGAUUCACAACUGUGACCUUUGUGGCAAGAGCUUCCGCCUGCAGCGCAUGCUCAACCGUCACCUUAAGUGCCACAACCAGGUAAAGAGGCACCUGUGCACCUUCUGCGGCAAGGGCUUCAAUGACACCUUCGACCUGAAGAGGCACGUACGCACGCACACUGGCAUCCGCCCCUACAAAUGUGAGGUGUGUAACAAGGCCUUCACCCAGCGGUGUUCCUUGGAGUCCCACCUAAAGAAGAUCCACGGGGUACAGCAGCAGUAUGCCUACAAGCAGCGUCGCGACAAACUCUACGUGUGUGAGGAUUGCGGCUACACGGGCCCCACCCAGGAGGACCUGUAUCUGCAUGUGAACAGUGACCAUCCAGGGAGCACAUUUCUCAAAAAGACUUCCAAAAAGUUGGCGGCCCUUAUGCAGAACAAGCUGACGUCCCCGCUGCAGGAGAAUUCCACCCUGAGUGAAGAGGAGGAAAAAAAGUGAAGAGCGAGCAAGAAAAAGCAGAGGAGAGACGCCGGCGCCACGUUUACUCCGACUUAUGGUCUGAGGCGUACCCCUCUGCUCCCCUGGAUCUUUUCAUAUUCAGUCCACCUCUCUCUUCUUUUGGGACAGCAACAGUAAGAAGCACCCCAAAGUUGUCAGUCAUUCUGCCACAACAGGCCCUGUGAAUUGUUUCUUGGUGGCUGAGGUCACAUACGGGUUUCUGUGUGUAUGUGUGUCUGUCUGUCUGUCUGUUAUGUGUGGGUUUUUUUUUGUUUCCUAGUAGAAUUUUCACGUAUGAAUAGAGAGAGGUGUUCUUAAAGAGACUGUCAUCUUAAGGUGCCUUGAAAUGCUUCCCAUGCAAGGAAAAUGUAUAUUCUUCUGAAAGAGUUUACAGAAAUUAUUUUAAUAAAUGAAAUGUUCGUGUGAAA
This is a messenger RNA of Mus musculus (house mouse), 1473 nucleotides long. RefSeq names its product ovo like zinc finger 2 (gene Ovol2). The coding region runs from base 221 to 1045 and encodes 274 amino acids. The transcript has 4 exons. NCBI's taxonomy places the organism in Eukaryota, Metazoa, Chordata, Mammalia, Rodentia, Muridae. Gene Ontology annotation, cellular component: nucleus. Gene Ontology annotation, biological process: negative regulation of transcription by RNA polymerase II; negative regulation of cell differentiation; positive regulation of transcription by RNA polymerase II. Gene Ontology annotation, molecular function: DNA binding; sequence-specific double-stranded DNA binding. The record is from RefSeq and is marked validated.